Molecule: messenger RNA, 2480 nt
Organism: Nematolebias whitei (Rio pearlfish)
Lineage: Eukaryota; Metazoa; Chordata; Actinopteri; Cyprinodontiformes; Rivulidae
Product: metal transporter CNNM3
Exons: 11
Coding region: 1-2247 (748 amino acids)
Biological process (GO): transport; magnesium ion homeostasis
Cellular component (GO): plasma membrane
Molecular function (GO): transmembrane transporter activity
Source: RefSeq, a predicted model, not a curated record
AUGGUGGCCAGCUCGGCAGGUCUACGGUUCCUGUUGAUGAUAUUCUUGCUGUUCGGCGGGAUCACACACAGCGCCUGCAGCCCAGAAGCGUCGUGGGUGGUGGGGCUGCGACUCGAAGACCCGGUGGGUCCGGUGUGCAUGAAGGAUCGGAUCAUCUCAGCGCCGGAAGGAGCCAAGUUCAAGCUCCGUCUCUUCGGGGCUAAUCUGAAUGGAAGCUGGCCGAAGGUGGCGUUCGCGGUGGCACCUAGCGGAGCGGUGGGUGAUGCCCCCGACCCGUGCGAUGAGGAGUCCAACCGGCAGAAGUCCUCCUUCCAGGUGACGACGGACCUGGUCCCGGAUGAGGAGUCCAGCGGGCUGCUGACGGUGGAGGUGCAGCAGAACAGCACGGAGGGGGAGGCGGACAGCCGGGACAGCUACCACCACCUGUGCGCGCUGAGCGGGGAGAAGUGGGCUUCCGUGGGCCUGGACAGACUGCGCGUGAGCCGCGACACGAGUCCGGAAGGGGACUACAUCCCGCCGUGGGGUCUGGCCCUUGUGGUGGUGCUGCUGCUGGUGCUGUGCGGGCUGCUGAGGACCGUGAACCUGAGCCUGCUGUGGCUGGACCCCGUGGAGCUCUACGUCCUCCACAGCUGCGGCUCCGAGGAGGAGAAACGAGCCGCCAAGCGCCUGGAGCCCGUCAGGAGGAGGGGGAACUUCCUGACGUGUUCUCUGCUGUUCCUCUGCGCCGUGGGACACUCGGUCCUGGCCGUGCUGCUGUACCGGGCUCUGGGCUCCAUCGUGUCCGCCGUGUUCGUCAGCGGCUUCCUCGUCUUCUUCCUGGCUGAGCUGCUUCCUCACAUCCUCUGCUCCGGGUACGGCUUCCAGAUGGCCCCUGCGCUCACUUGGCUAGCCCAGGUCUGCAUGGUGCUCUCCUGCCCCCUGUCCUGCCCUCUGGGGCUGAUCCUGGACCUGGGCCUGGGGAGGGACAUCAGCACCUGCGGGAUAAGGCAAAGAGCCAUGGAGAUGAUCAGGGCAAGCGUCAAUGACCCCUACAGUGAGUUCGUAAAGGAGGAGUUCAGCCACGGGAUGCUGCGUUCAAAGACGGUGGAAGACAUUCUGACUCCUCUAAAGGACUGUUUCAUGCUGCCCAGCUCGUCCGUUCUCGACUUUUCCACCAUGUCGGAGAUCAUGCAGAGCGGGUACAACCGGGUGCCCAUUUACGAGGAGGACAGGUCCAACAUUGUGGAAAUCCUCUACGUGAAAGACUUGGCCCUGGCGGACCCUGAGGACUGCACCCCCAUGACCACCAUCACCAAGUUCUACAACCACCCGCUGCACUUCGUCUUCAACGACACCAAGCUGGACGCCAUGCUGGAGGAGUUCAAGAAAGGUAAUUCUCACAUGGCCAUCGUUCAGAAGGUGAACAACGAGGGGGAGGGGGAUCCUUUCUACGAGGUGCUGGGUCUGGUCACCUUAGAGGACGUCAUCGAGGAGAUCAUCAAGUCGGAGAUCCUGGAUGAGUCUGUUGGUUACUUGGACAGGAAGGUGAAGCGUCCCCUCGCUCCUCUGGAGAUCCCUCUGGAGCCCCGUAGCAGCCACGAGGAGUUUUCCCUCUUCAAACCUCCUGAGGGAGAGGCGAAGGUCCACACGUCGCCACAGCUGCUGCUGGCCACACAUCGUUUCCUGUCCAGAGAAGUGGAGCACUUCAGCCCAGCUCGCGUGUCUGAGAAAGUCCUGUUCCACCUGCUCCGUCACCCCAGCGUCAACCAGGAGGUCCACUUUGACCACAACAACCGGCUGAGCCCGAUCCACUACCUGUACACACGUAACCACCCGGUGGACUACUUCAUCCUCCUGCUGCAGGGCCGUGUGGAGGUGGAAAUUGGCAAAGAAGGGCUGAAGUUUGAGAAUGGUGCGUUCACGUACUACGGCGUUUCUGCUCUGACGCUGCCAUCUUCAGUGCAUCAGUCUCCAGUGUCGACCCAGCGGCGCUCUCCCAGGGAUCUCUUUGAGUCAUCAGACGCCACCAGCCCGUCCAGCUACUGUCCCGACUACACAGUCCGAGCUCUCACUGACCUGCAGCUCAUACGGGUGACACGUCUUCAGUAUCUGAACGCUCUCAUGGCGUCCCGUGUCGGGCAGAGUCCCGAUCCUCCAGAGAUCAAGAUUCUGCCCAACAGUCAGACGAAGCUGCUAAAUGAGAGAAACGCCGCACAAGGUGGCAGCAGAGCCCAGGAGAGCUCCACAGAAGAGGAGGCUCAUGGGUAGAAGAGUUCUGUCUGUCCUCUAUUUAAAAGACAGAAAGCAUUAAACCACGUACAUCUUUUUUUUUUUUUUUGUUAUUGUUAAUUUUCGUGUGAUAAAUAAUCUAUGGCUGGAACUUAGUUGUCGGGAGAACUCCGGAGAAGAUGUCUUUUAUUUUUGUAACCAUUUUUGUUGUUGUUGUUAAACCUUCUGCUCAUCUUCUCCUCUCCAUCCUCAUUCCUUUCUUUGAUUUCAGU